Molecule: messenger RNA, 5728 nt
Organism: Paramuricea clavata
Lineage: Eukaryota; Metazoa; Cnidaria; Anthozoa; Malacalcyonacea; Plexauridae
Source: the annotation of a GenBank genome assembly
AUGCCUGACAAGCAGAUUGCUCGCAGCGACAAAAUUUUUGCCGACUCGUGGAAAGUUGAUCGAUCCUGCCCGGAAGCGCCUCCUUUACCUAAUCCCUGUACGACUGCUGGUGCGAAUACUCAAGAGGCGAAAGCGAAAUGUUCGUUAAUGAGACAACAACCAUUUUUGGCAUGUCAUAACCAUGUUAAAGUGGACACUUUUAUACUGGAUUGUGCAUAUGAUGUCUGCGCAUGCAAGGAUCAUCCGUUGUCAUGUUUAUGCGAGGAGUAUUCAGCUUACGCCGACACUUGUUCGUUGGUCGGGGUGAAUUUCCAGUGGAAGCAUUUACCACAGUUUAAGGAAUGUGGUAAGCACAGUACCUGCUGUUUAGUAUAAGACUGUGCGGCUGUCGAUCAGUAGAAUGCAGCAUUUUGACUGGUCCUUGAGCGGUCGGAAAGCAAUAAUGCGAACUGCUACUGAAUAUCCCAAGACGAAAGCGAGCAAAAAUAUUUGUUCAAUAUGUUACUAUAGCGGUCCUUAAAUUAAAUGCUUUUUCAUUAACAAUGGAUGUACGGCAAACUUAAGCUAAAAUUCACUAUCUGCUUGGCCUGUAUAGAAGCUGCAAAAUGCCAAGAAUACUUCUCCUUAAAAGGUCCCAACAGUCAUUUUUUAGUCGAAAAGCCGUUGUUUACAUUUUUGUUAUUGUCGCUACUUGACAUGCGCACCACUCAUGGAUACUGCAUGUAAGAUACAGCCAAACGAAUCUCCCUGAAGUCCCCUACUUAAGGUGGCUUGUCGACUAAAAAAUGACUGUAGAGCCCCUUUAAUUUCAACAAAUUCCUAUUAUUCCUGAAUUUAUUUUAAGACAAGAUAGCCCCAAUUCAGGACGGCUGUGGAUUGAGAGAAAUACAACUACCUGUAAAACGUCUAACCCUUUGUUCGAAACGUCGAAGUUCUGCUUGUAUUUUUCAGAAUUAGAUAGUUGUGUCUGUCUCAAUCCGUUCGAGAAUGAAUCCUAGUCAGUUUUAUUUACGGAUUUGAAAUAUGUAUUGUUUUUUUCCCCAGUCUCUCCGUGUGCAGUCGCGCCAUGUAUGAAUGGUGGUAUUUGUGAGAAUGUUGGUAAAGGUUAUAAAUGUACAUGUGCUUCUGGUUACCGCGGUGGUAGAUGCCAGACUGAAGGUGAGUCACACUGCAUAUUUAUUAUAGACUAACACAUGUUACAGAUCGAAGUCCGGUACUGGAGAUAUGUCAGAUGCUCUUUUACAGCUAUCAGCAUACAUACUUACAACAAAGAUACGAACAAUUUAAGACAAACUUACAUUGUCUUUUGCCUAAUACUACUUGCCCUAUUUGCCGCUUUCUCAUCAUGUUUUGGCUGAUUUAGGCCUAUAUUCACAUUUUACCCAACGUAAAAGCAAGGAAGUUUGCUUCACAGCCACAUAUAAAGCAACUUUGUCAUGUGUAUUUUCUAAAUCUUGCUUACUGUAUUCCACUCAAUGACAUUCUGCCAUAAUUUUGAGAUAAUUGAUGUGAUCGUGUAUGCGACACAGUGAUACAAUAUUAGCACAUUGAUCUGAAAACUGGCACUGCAUUAUGCAUCCGCUGUGCAUAAAUAAAGCCAAUGGCGGCCAUAUUGGUAUGGAUACCACAAAUCUACUGUGAUGUUGUCCCAUAGUGGAAGAGGUUUUUACAAUUUCUAGCCAUCGCUGGGAAAGCAUGAAAAUUGUUUGAACAGAAGCAUAGUUAAUAUUAAUAGAAUUGAUGGCUUGGAAACUUAUUGAUAUAACAAUAUACUGUAACUCAUUAUCUAUGUUAGUCAACGUUUAUUCAUAAACAUGUUCCUUCACCGUCUCGUGCGUAUUGUAUUUUCGCCAAAUCCAGCAAUAGCAAUUUCCAAUUACCUUAUUGUUCGAGUCACGGAUAGGUAACAUUCCUAAAACAUUGCUAUUGCAUGGUUAGUUGGGCUAUACCAUACGUUCGUGACUGUGACAGAUUAACAUAGAUAAUGAGUUAUAUUGUUAUUCUAACGAGUUUCCAAACUAUCUAUUCUAUUAAUUAACUAUUAUUGAAGUUUAUCAACACUGGUCUCCCUUCCUCCUUUAGGCCGUCGUCUGCGUCCCAAUAUAAUUCAUUUUCAUUCACCAUAUCUUGGAUCUGAAAUAUUUUUACGGGAGCUAACACUUUCAAGCACGCUAAGUUCAAAUCCAAAAAUAUUCCGUUCCGUAGACCCGUUCCGUAGACAAUUUUUUCAUUGUUCAAGAACGCGGAUCGAUGACGACACAAGACUAUGUCACUCAAAAGGACCAAUUGCUGUUAACCAGUCUUUCUUUUAACACAAGAUCGUUUUGUUCGAAUUAUUUUGAGUUAUGUAAUCUUAUAUGCGCGUUGGACGUAAACAACAUAUCUUGUCUACCACUUUGAGAAGGUAUACAGAUAACGCUUUCCAAAAUCCUCAGAUCUAGCGAUAUCUCUAUAAAAUCACAAUGACGUUAAUUAUAUAAUGCUAUUUUUGGCAGUUUUUGGCUAUGUCUCUGGCCUGAAACUAAGUCUCUUUAACGCGACCUGCACCAAGGGGUUUAAAACAAAAGUAGCUCGAAGCCAACGUAACGGCAAAGACAACGCUAAAAUGAAAUAUUGUCGAUGGGUUGCUGCUAGAAGACUUACGACAGGAUUAAAUGGCCUCAAACUAGAAGAACAAAUGUUUGAAAUUAAAGACAAAGAUCAGUGCCAAAGUAUAAAAGCUGUUCUUUAAACUUACGACGAAGUGGAGAAAUGUGUAAAUAAGCUGUUUAUUUGGUGAUUUCAAAGUACACGAAAGCCCUCUUUUCAAUAAUAUUCGCUUAACGCACAGCAUAACACCUGCUUAUGUAAUAGUUCAAGUGCAAUGAUAAGUUACCUCUUAAGUUACGUCUCAGAAACUGUGUAGGAAAUUUUAAUGGUGAUCCAUAACAUAUAAGAUUGCCGUUUUACAUCCUUGUGUUAAACAUUUAUGCCAUGUAAGGAAUUAUUUCUCAGCCCAGAGACAUGGUCCAAAGACUUAACAUUAACUUCCUUGUGAUUUUGUAGAGAUAGAGCUGAAGAUUUUAGAGAGCGAUAUCGGUACCAUCCGAAAGUUGUAGACAAGAUAUAUUGUGUACAUCCAACGCACAUAAAAUUACAUAACCAAAAAUGAUCCAAGGAAAACGGUCUUUUGUAAAUGUAGAGACUGGCAUGGUUGACAGAAAUGAGGUAUUUUGCAGAGACCAGAAAUUUCGCUUCACACCAAAGCGAUUAUAAAUUGCGCAUGAAAAAAGUCAAAAUUGGACAACAGCGCCGGAGCGAAACUGUUUGAAAACGUCACUUUACAUGUAAAAUUCGAGCACGGUUUCCAAACAUAGUGAGAUGAAAACGCAUAGUUGCUAAUAUAUAUCAAUAUGAUAUUCUUGUUGCAGACGAAGCGGUGUGUAGCGCCACAGGGGACCCACAUUACCGAACAUUUGACAGGAAAAGGUACCCUUUCAUGGGUAUAUGCCAGUAUGUAUUGGCAAAAGAUCUAGACAACUCAUUUUUGGUUUUGACCAAAAACGAACGAUGCAGUGGCCGAGAGAGUUGCGUUGUAGCUGUGACUGUAUCAGUGAAAGGUCUGAGGAUUGAAAUGAAGAAAGGAGGAUCUCUGACAGUGUUUGGUGCAGCUGUAACACUACCAUACAAUAACCAAGGUAACAAUAACAUACAAUAAUAAUUUACAUUAAAAAAAAUAUAAAUUGAUUACAGUUUACGAACUCGUGGCUAAAAUAUUUAAAUAGCUUUUGCGUUUUCGUCCAUAUGAUGCGAUAAAAUUCACUUGUUCAAAAACAACGAAAUACACCAGGUUUUUUUUCAAAAAACUUGUUGAUCAUAGAAUUAAAAAUCUUCAGAAAAUAAUCGACCAGUAUAAUCUAACAUUUUCUUUGCACAUGCAAACGACGAAAAAACAACAUAGUGGGCCUACAUCUUCAUACAUACUUCCAGGGGCGUAACUAGAGGGGAUGUGAGGGGAUGUAACACGCCCCUCCUUCAUUCAUCACGGACUCGCCAAUUAUUUGCUAGACUCGGAAAAUAUCUGAUUCGGCAAGUAUUUUUCGGAUAUACCGGCAAAUUGUUUCGUGGUCAGCGAAAAUAUUAAAGUGCCUCGGAAUAAAAAGUAAUAUUUAUAGCAAAUAUUUUGCAAAAUUUACUAAGAUCACGUAAAAAGUUAACAAAUUAGGAUAUGUCCGGAAACAUUUUCGUGUGUCUGGAAAAGUUACGAUAUGUCCAGGAAAAUUUUUGUUUGUCCAGAAAAAAUUUGGCGACCUCCCCACAUAAUAAACUACGGUCGACCGUAACUUUAAAUUCGACCAAAUAAUGUGAGGAAAGUGGGUCGUGGUCUUAGACGACGCAUUUUGCAUGUGUCAAAUAUAAUUUGGUUGGGCGUGGCUUUGGAGACGUGGUGUAAUGUUAUUGAAAUGUCACAUGUUGACACUUCAGAAAAAGAUUAAUCUUUAGAUAAUUCAAUUUUUCGACAAAUUUAGGGUUAAAAUAUUCUGACGACUUCGUUAAAUUCCGAAGUACAGUACCAUAAGGCACUCUUGCAUUUUUUUGUAAUAGAUUCAUCAGAUCGUCAAUUAGGAUAUGCUUUCAUACUUUCAUCCCCUGAACAAUGUUAUUUGAAGGUUCUUCGGUGUAUUCUUAAUAAAUGCUUUCAAUUCUGCCUAUUUUAACCAUAAUAUUCUUAUAACGUAGUUUUUUUAUGUCUUAAUGUCUCAAGCUUUCAUUAUUCGAUCUAGGCAACACCCAAGCCAAAUUCAAUUCAGUGCAUGCGAAACGCUUGAACCAGGCCUAUAAUUCAUGAAUUUUAAUUUGAAAAGCCCUAACACCUAGUCACUUCUGUUUCAAGUUAUUUGGCAUGACACAGAGACUGAUUUUUUUUUCUUCUGCAUUGCUUUAAUAAUUCACAUAUAGGUGGAAUAAUGUACUUUUAAUGGGCAAAUUUCAAUGCCUAAUUUUGGCCAUUCUUGCUUAAAAUUUUACAAAAGGGUGUCAUUCGUAAGAUGAAGCCCUAAGCUUUGCUACUGUGAACGAUCACAUGUGUGCACGUGGACGAGCAAUCUAAGCUGGAUUACCUGUUUUUGAUACACCCUUUAUUUCUAACCUGCCAGCUGUCGGAGAUGUGAGCUUCUGACAGCCUAAGUGCGGCCGACUUACUUUGUGCUUUUGAAAAUUUUGCUAGGUGUGAAUAUAGUGAAAGAUAAAACACGUAAACUUCAGAUCACAGCUGACGUAGGUUUAAAAGUCCUGUACAAUGGCUUUUCAAACGUUUUUGUGACUGCGAAGGCAAGACAUAUGAACAGACUAGCUGGACUCUGUGGAAACUACAAUGGGAACGCGGAUGAUGAAUUUAUCAAAGUAGAUAUGAAACGAACCGCAAAUGUCAACGAAUUUGGAAAUUCUUGGAAAGUUGGCCGAAGUUGCCCAAAUGAGCCACCACUUAAGGAUCCAUGUUUAACUGCUGGUAAUGUUGCUCGGGUGGCCAAGAAGAAGUGUCAGUUACUGAAGCAGCAACCAUUUGCCGUAUGUCAUAAUUCAGUCGUGCAGGAUGCUGGGUUUAUUAACGAUUGUGAAUUUGAUGUUUGUGCAUGCAAUAAUCACCCUACUUCAUGCCUAUGUGAAGAAUUUGAUGCUUAUUCCACCUCGUGUUCUCUGGUCGGGAUCCCUAUCACCUGGAAGAAUCUUUCUCAGUUUGCUGAAUGUA